GAGAAAGCGGGAGGGACGGGUUGUGUGACAUCGAAUGGCGAGGAUGGUGCUUAGAUUAGGAGGAAAUAAAUACAGACGUUGCAUCCUUCUUGGUUUUAAGAAGAUUCCCAGCACUCAACCACUUCAGCAACGGUCUUGGACAAUCAUCAACAAAGACACUCUCGCCUGUGCGCUCUACAUCUCACUCAGGUCGAUAGAAACCUCACUUCACUCACCUAACUUUCUACCUUCUAAUCACAUCACGAUGCGUUUCUCAUCCAUCCUUGCUGGCUUCGCCGCCCUCUCAGUAUCCUCAGCAACCCCAGUGCCACUCAGCUUCCUCCCCUUCGGCAACCUCCCCUCCCAAUCAAGCACAGGCGCAAGCAUCAUCGCCAACCUCGACACCCUCCAAGGCUCCAUCCUCAAGCUCACAACAACCCUCAACGGCCUCGACUACACCACCGGCAACAGCCUCAGCGUCGCCAACAUUCUCAAGCUCCCCGCGGUCCUCCUAAACACAAUCGGCCUCAACUCGGCCUCCUCCUCCACCUUGCUCGACGCAAAGGCCCUCACCCUGGCCCUAAACUCCACCGACUCGUCCGCCAUCGUCACCAAGCUCACAAACGAGAUCCAGCCUGCGCUCAAGACGGUCACGGAUCUGUUGAACAAGGCCAAGACGUCUGGGAUUGUGGCUUCGUUGACACCGCUUGGCCAAACUGAUUACCUGAAGCUGAUCUCGACGAACCUCGGUGGUCUCGGGACUGCUCUGUCGCCUUACAUCGACACUACCUCGCAGUCUGGUUUGACCGGCGUGACUGCCACCCUCAGCAACCUCCUGAAAGCCACCGUCAACGUCUAUACCUCCUGAGAACAAGUCUACCCAAGUUUGGAUUGGCAACGGCCGGUGUGAAAGAGAUGGAAAUGAACGUGAGAGUUAAAUGGAUAAUGAUUGGACACGGCUGGAAAAAUGAGAUUGAACCAUGUAGGACUUAGCCAGCAUCUUUAGUAUUGUUUUAUGCUUCAAUUAUCUUCACGACCGGGUUUACGAUUCCGCCGGUACACCUUUUAAUUCAAUCAUCUUCGCUCCACGUCUCAGC
Molecule: messenger RNA, 1076 nt
Organism: Colletotrichum scovillei
Lineage: Eukaryota; Fungi; Ascomycota; Sordariomycetes; Glomerellales; Glomerellaceae
Exons: 1
Coding region: 35-847 (270 amino acids)
Source: RefSeq, a predicted model, not a curated record